CACAAGGUCAGCAGAAGCCGUAUGUAUACCCAAUAAGAAAUUCCCAAAAUUUAUCUCUUCUUGUUUCAAUAAUCCAACACAAUCUUGAACAACAACUGUAGGUCAUAUAGCAUCAAGAAAAUCCAAAAAAAGGAACAGCUUUUCUUCAAGAUUCAGAAAAAAUGGCAGCAAUAAUCUCAUCUGGUGCUGCUGUUACAACUCUUUCUUUAUCCUUCAAACCAAAACCCAUUUCAUCUUCUUCUUCUUCUUCUCCUUCACUGUUUGUUUCAACACCCAAGAUUCAAACUUUAUGUUCCUCUAGCUCACUUUUCUUCAACAGCAACAGUCAACUGUUUCUGGGUCCUCCAAGAACCACAAGAAAAGUAAGGAGCAACAGCAAAAGAGGUCUUUCUUGUUACUGUUUAUUUGGACUUGGAGUCCCUGAGCUGGCGGUGAUUGCUGGUGUUGCUGCUCUUGUUUUUGGGCCCAAACAGUUACCUGAAGUUGGCCGCACUAUUGGCAAGACUGUCAAGAGUUUCCAACAGGCUGCAAAGGAGUUUGAAACUGAGUUGAAAAAGGAACCCGAUGCCUCUGCUCAGCCCCCAGUCGAAAAGGCCAUUGAGGGAAGUCAAGAAGAGAAGCAAGACACAAAGGCUUCAAGCGCCAAGGAGAGUUCAUAAAACCAUAAAUGCAGUUUGCCUCUAGCUAUAGCUUCUAGGCUUUUACUAUUUCUACAACACGAUUGUUUCUUGUAUUUCACUAGUUGUGUUGAGCUAUUGUGUUUA
Messenger RNA from Solanum stenotomum, 764 nucleotides. RefSeq names its product sec-independent protein translocase protein TATA, chloroplastic. The transcript is spliced from 2 exons. Gene Ontology annotation, cellular component: membrane. Bases 162 to 659 code for a protein of 165 amino acids. The record is from RefSeq and is a predicted model, not a curated record. Gene Ontology annotation, biological process: protein transport by the Tat complex. NCBI's taxonomy places the organism in Eukaryota, Viridiplantae, Streptophyta, Magnoliopsida, Solanales, Solanaceae.